Leptomonas pyrrhocoris is the source of this 612-nucleotide messenger RNA. RefSeq lists its product as hypothetical. The record is from RefSeq and is a predicted model, not a curated record. Gene Ontology annotation, molecular function: ribonucleoside triphosphate phosphatase activity. The transcript has a single exon. Gene Ontology annotation, biological process: thiamine metabolic process. Lineage: Eukaryota; Euglenozoa; Kinetoplastea; Trypanosomatida; Trypanosomatidae. The coding region runs from base 73 to 612 and encodes 179 amino acids.
AGUCAUGCCAGCCGUCUCUUCCACAUUCACACCGACACCCACACACAACCACAAAGAGUCGUUGUUCUCAACAUGACCGUUUGGGCAAUUGGAACAACCAACCGCGCCAAGGUCGAGUGCGUGGUCACCGCCGUGAACAAGUGUUUCCCCAACGACGUUCACGAGGUUCGUGCAGUUAAUGUCGAGUCUGGUGUGACGGAUCAACCGAUGUCGGCUGAGGAGACACAGAAAGGCGCCGUCAACCGAGCCAAGGCCGCAUUGAACGCUGUUCCUGACGCAGACUUCGGCAUCGGGCUUGAGGGUGGCCUCGAGCACAUUGGUAAACGAUGGUUCGAAUGUGGCUGGAUGAGCGUCAUAGAGCGCAAAACAGGCAAAUGUGGCAUCGGCUCUUCCGCCCGCUUUGAGAUGAGUGAAACACUGAUGCGGCCUAUUCUCAGCGAAGGCAAGGAGCUCGCUGAGGUAAUGGAUGCUCUGACCGGUGAGAAGGACGUGCGGUCGGGUCUCGGCGCCAUGGGAAUCCUCACAGCAGGGUACCUUGGUCGUGCAGCGGCGUACGAGCAUGGGCUGAUUUUUGCACUUGCACCUUUUCUAUCGGAGAGCAAAUACUGGUAA